AUGAGGAGGAUCAAGAAAAGCCUUCUAGAUAGGAAAGUGGAUAUUGUGUUACUUCAAGAAACUAAGAAGCCAGCAGUGGACUCUGACUUGGUUAGAUCUAUGUGGCCUGGGGAUCAUUUUUAUUUCAUGGGUGUAGAUGCGAUUGGUCGAGCUAGAGGACUCUUAUGUAUUUGGAACCCUGAGAAUUUUUCCUUCAAACUUUGGGGACUUCCUAGAUUGUUGUCUGAUCACUGUCCUAUUAUCUUAAUGGAGGAUGAGAGGGACUGGGGUCCUAAACCCUUCAAGUUUCUUAAUGCUUGGUUUUUACAUCCAAAAUUCAUUUCCUUUGUUCAACAAAGUUGGUCAGAACUUGGUGUGACAGGGUGGGCAGGAUACAAGUGUCUUAUGAAGUUUAAAGUACUGAAACAGGCUCUUAAGAAGUGGAAUGUGGAGGUGUUUGGUAAGAUUGAAUUAAAACUGAAAAGUGUGGAAGAUGAGGCUCAUUCGCUAGAUUUGUUAGCUGAGGAGAGACCAUUACUUGAUACAGAAUUGAUUAGAAGAAAGGAAGUGAGGGGUGAAGUUUGGAAGUUAAGUAAAAUGUUGGAAUGGAUUUGGUUACAAAAAUCUCGAUUGACUUGGGCGGCUAAAGGGGAUAAAAAUACUAAGUUCUUCCAUAUAAUGGCAUGUAGCAGGAAUAGUAGGAAUUCUCUAUGUUCAUUACCAAUGAAUGGUAUGUUGCUUGAAGAGCCUUCGGAAAUUAGGGAUGUAGUUCAAGUUCAUUUUAUGAGGCUAUUUUCGGAAGAUUGGAAAGUCUGUCCCAAAUUGUCUGGCCCUUUUAAAAGUAUAGGAGGAGCUCAAAUUGUGGCACAAUUGGAGGCAGGUUUUACAGAGGAGGAGAUCCAAAAUGCUAUAAAGUGUUGUUAUGGUAAUAAGGCUCCUGGGCCUGAUGGGUUCAACAUGUCCUUCUUUAAGAAAUGUUGGCAAAUAGUGCGGGUUGAUGUGUUAUAG
This is a messenger RNA of Camellia sinensis, 987 nucleotides long. The record is from RefSeq and is a predicted model, not a curated record. Lineage: Eukaryota; Viridiplantae; Streptophyta; Magnoliopsida; Ericales; Theaceae.